Molecule: messenger RNA, 1582 nt
Organism: Ooceraea biroi (clonal raider ant)
Lineage: Eukaryota; Metazoa; Arthropoda; Insecta; Hymenoptera; Formicidae
Product: protein embryonic gonad
Biological process (GO): regulation of DNA-templated transcription
Molecular function (GO): DNA-binding transcription factor activity; zinc ion binding; sequence-specific DNA binding
Source: RefSeq, a predicted model, not a curated record
AUGGAGUCCGGACUGGGACCGUCGCUGGGCCCGGGCACAGGCGUGAACCGAUGGAUGGAAUAUAAAAAGAAACCUGAAAUAUGCAAAAUAUGUAAUGAACCUGCAAUUGGCUUUUAUUUUGGAGUGUUCACGUGUGGGGGAUGCAAGUCGUUCUUUGGUCGUACGCUUUACAAUAGAGCCUACAUACCGGAAUGCAGGAAUGGUGGUAACUGCAAGAUCAACAAGGAAAAUCGGACGUCUUGCAAAUCAUGUCGGUUACAAAAGUGUCAGGCAGUUGGUAUGAACAAGAGGGCCUCGCGCUUUGGCCGACCACCUCAUUGCACCUCGUUCAAGAAACUGUACAAUAUUGACCAGCAAAAAAGGCAAAGAGACAAGAAUACAACACAACGUUAACAACAUGUCGGCGAGGAUGUCCUACAUGAGUCCCAUGUUCCAUGGGAUACCUUCGAACGUGUUUGGAACAUUAUCCGCGCAAUGGGCCUCCUUCCCGUCAAUGAGUACUUCUGUGGGAGUAGCACAGGAAGUGCUACAUCCAUUGGUAGACCAGCCGAUAGAUCUUAGCAUACGAAACCAAGUGAGUGACGAUAUGGAUGUCUCGACAAUCUCGAUCGACCUGUCGCUGUCAGACUCAAAUCAAAACUAAAUCGAAGCUCGCGAUUUGAUUCUCGGCAAUCUUCAGUUUCAUCUGUGAAGGUCACGCUGGUUCUACUCCAAUCACAUAUGGAUAAUAUCAUGACGAAAAGGUGUUUAUUUUGUAAUGUGGAAUCGAUGAUAGUGGGCACAGAGAAUAUUGAAGAAUAUCUCGCAUUGAUGAUGAUAAACAUGACGAAACGACGAUUCACUAGAAGUUUCAGGGAUUUCUUAUCGAUCUAAAACAUUUUUAAAAGUUUGCAACUAUUGUUUCGUGUCUGAUGGCAUGUAAAAAAAUCUCUAGAUUUUCAGAUGCGUUUCGUCAUAUUUACAUAUCAGAAGACAGCAUUGCAUUAAGUAUAUUCUUUUGUGACUCCUUUUGAUCAGUAUGAGUACCUGAAAAUGCCAUUUGGGCUGAAGAAUUAGCAGUAGCACGUUUUUAGUGAAUGAGAUAUUUAGCGAUUUAAUUAAAAGCGAAAACGUUAUAGUUAGUAUGCAUGGAUGGACUUUUGGAUAGUGACGGAUAGUUUGAAAAAACUUUUUGAGGUGCUUGAUCAGGUAUGUUAAUUCUUCGUACAAAACAUACUCGAGUUACGUUUGGAAUGUCAAUUUGAAAUGUCAAUUCAAUUCAAUUCAAUCAAAUACAAUUCUUUCUAUUUCUAGAAUUUCUAGGAUACGAUAUUAGGUGCCUUUACCUUAUGUCUGUGAAUCUGUAGUUUGUAAAAUUUAAAUUGUUAACGUUGCGUUCCGAGAGCGGCCUUUUGUCAGGUUGGCUGAAAUUGCAGUAGAAUAAUAGUAAGAGACUGUCAUGGUAACAUGACGGAAUGAUGAUCCGCUUGUGAUGGAGUCGUUUUCGAUUCGGCACAUUUUAUAAGACGAAGUGUGGUUACUGAACAUGUGAGCUUUAUAAUUUUACGAUAACUAAUAAAUGAAUAAAAUAAUAACUCAAGGU